AUGGCUCGCGCCAGCGAGAGAUUACGCAAGAAAGCUGCAGAUAAAACCGAAGUGUUAGAUGUCGAGGCCACCACUUCUGAACCAAACACUCGAGUUGAUCCACCUACCACAUCUACCAAGACCGAUGCUCAGGUCCCCAACCCAUCGACCGUCCGGCCUAAACCCCGACCCAGACAAAAGAAGAGGGGCCCCGACGAAGAACCACCAUUGUACGACGACUACUGGUUCUUCCGCCGCCGAAGUCCCCCACGAAAAGUAUCGCAAGAGCCGCAGCCCUGUCAGCCUGAAGAGACAGAUGAGGUGGACGCUGAAGAGGCCGAUCGAAUGCUCGGUGGGGAAGCUGGUACCUUCGGCGGUGAAACCCAGGAGGACGAAGGGAGUAAUGAGGAAGAAGAAAACACCGUGGACGACGCAGAGGGCGCCAGAGACGAUCAGCCCCCUCAGCCUGCCGGUGAAGACGAAGAAAAUACCGUGGACGACGCAGAGGGCGCCAGAGACGAUCAGCCCCCUCAGCCUGCCGGUGAAGACGAAGAAAAUACUGCGGACGAUGCAGAGGGUCCCAGUGACAAUCAGCCCCUUCAGCCUGCCGAGAAAGACAAAGAAAAUGUCGAGGAUAACGAAGAAGGCGUCGGAGACAGUCGUCGGCCCUCUCAGCCUGCCCCAGAAAAUCGCGAAAAUCACAAAGAACAUGACGAAGACAAUUUGGCCUCUGAACAUGAAGAUUUAGAUGUGCCGAGCGGUAGUGAUUACGAAGCUACAUACGCAGAUGAGCAAAGGAGGAAGAAGUACCGCAAUGAAGUAAGGGGGGCUCAACAUCGCCCAGUCUCUCCUGACAGCGAGGAAGAUGAUGAUAUCGCAUGGAGUGACCCCAACCAAGGCUCGAAGAAACAAAAGAAGACCAAACCCCGUCGCACCAAGGUUGACCACACCAGCACUUCCAAUGCUACCGAUACCAACAAUGCCGCCAGCAUCACCCAAACCACCAGCGCAUCCAAUCCCAACACUGCCCAUACCCGCGCUUGCGAUGGCGGUGCUCCUCCACUCGGCGCUAGCACUUCCCACCGGAAUGCUUCCCACACUCAGGCACCCAACGGCAGUGGCUCGCUGCCCAACAGUACGCCUGGCGUUCCCAAUCUCUUAGACACUAUCCCUCCCCCUUCCGUUGGGACAGUGCACGAACGCAUCCUCAGCUGUCGCGAGGUCGACUGGAACAUCAAAAAAGGUCCCCUUGAUGAGGCGGAGGAAGCACUGCUUGCAGAGUUUGAAGAAGACCUCAUCGAGCGCGUAUGGAACUUGUCUUCAUCCGUCAGAAAACGUCCAGAGUUCCUGUGGGGUCACAUGGGUGUUGACAUGAAGGCUCGCCGCCGAAGGUCAAUCUGGAACAUGUUGCAAAAGUGGUGGUAUGGGACUCAAGAUCGCAUCAUCAAAAAUGCUGAAUUAGUUAACGACCCACAGCUCGCGGCUGCGGAUGAGACCCCUGCCCGAGACAUGGAAACCAAGGAGGAGUUCAAAGCUCGCGCGUCUACGGAGUACUGGCAGCGCUGCGCGAUAUCAUCAGGAAAGACCGAGGAGGAACUUGCUACCAUGACCAAGGAGGAAAUCCAACGCUCGGUCGAUGAGAGUCAUCCCAUCUGGGACGAGAUUCACGCCUAUUAUAAUGACGAUGUCUCCCCGGCACAUCUGCGCACUCAAGACAAGGUCAUCCAGAUGAAGCGUGCCCAGCAGGCGUUUGCCGCUGCGGCGCGUACAUGGCGGCUUGUGACCGGCAUCCACGCUGCCGGCCUCCUAUUCUUCACUGGGCCUGAUCCAGUGGUUCGGUCCCAUUCAUGCAUCUGGUCGGGAGAUGAUCUGGUGGCUGAACUAGCGAAUGAAUACAACGCCGAUGUGCAGGGGAUCUUACACUACGUCGAAACCAUUGUUAGUCACAAGGAACUUUCCGCUGCUCGUCGUCUGGCCCGGCCAAUGCUUGAGGCUCGUCGCCAACACCUUACAGCCCUGCUCGCAAAGCGAGAAACAGAGAAGGAUGGGACCUUCCAACGCCUUGCUCGCUGCUGGACGCUGAUGUUUCAGACACUAUUCAUGUCGCGAUCGCAUUCACGACAGCAUGACCAGUCAUGA
Coniophora puteana RWD-64-598 SS2 is the source of this 2118-nucleotide messenger RNA. RefSeq lists its product as uncharacterized. The coding region runs from base 1 to 2118 and encodes 705 amino acids. The record is from RefSeq and is a predicted model, not a curated record. Lineage: Eukaryota; Fungi; Basidiomycota; Agaricomycetes; Boletales; Coniophoraceae. The transcript is spliced from 15 exons.